Molecule: messenger RNA, 468 nt
Organism: Aspergillus oryzae RIB40
Lineage: Eukaryota; Fungi; Ascomycota; Eurotiomycetes; Eurotiales; Aspergillaceae
Exons: 1
Coding region: 1-468 (155 amino acids)
Source: RefSeq, a predicted model, not a curated record
AUGAAGAAUCUCGUUGAUCUGCAUGGCACUGUUAAAGGUUGCUUCCUUGUGUCUCCUCUGACAUCGUUCGAUUUCACAACUGCGGCGUAUCAAAAAAGGUUCAAUGCCGAUAUUUUAAGCAGGAAGGUUGUGCAUAAAUGGGGAGACUACCUUGUGGAAAACUCUCCCUGGCUAGAAGAGAUUUCUGCAGGUAGUGGCUGGGGAAUGGCACUGGAUGUGCCGGAAAGCUGGUGGCGGAAUUUUAAGGCUGUUGAUCGUAUUCUAUUGACAGGUGGUUAUGAAGAGGUCUUCAGUGAUCACAUACAGCAGCUGGGAAAUAUGUUAAAAAGGCAAAGCCAAGGGACUGUGACGCUCCAUAUGGGCAACGAAACCCACGAUACACCAUUGAUGGAUUUCAUAUCAGGCAGGCGCCCGAGUGAAACGACCAACACCAUUACGAGUUUUGUGAUAUCUUGCUUCAAAGGAUAA